GAAAUGAAAACGGAACCAAAAGGAAAGAAUUUUAAGGAGUAGAGAAAAGGCGCAAAGUGGCCGACUCCGACUCGCCGCUCCCACAUUUACGCAACGCAACGCCUCAUUGAACAAAGAAAGCGGCGGUGGUUUAGGGUUUUAGUAGAGCAAAAACAUAGAAAAGAAGGAAGUAGGUAGGCAUGGUGAAGCUCACGGCCGACUUGAUUUGGAAGUGUCCUCACUUCUUCAAUGCCCUCAAAGAGCGAGAAUUGGAUCUUCGAGGUAACAAAAUUGCUGUAAUCGAAAACUUGGGUGCUACCGAGGACCAAUUCGAUACCAUAGAUUUAUCUGACAAUGAGAUUGUGAAGCUGGACAACUUCCCUUAUCUUAAACGCUUGGGUACUUUACUUAUAAACAACAACCGAGUUACUCGUAUCAAUCCCAAUAUUGGGGAGUUCUUGCCAAAUUUACAUACUUUGGUUCUCACAAAUAACCGGCUGGUGAACUUAGUGGAGAUUGACCCUCUUUCAUCACUCCCUAAGCUGCAAUUCCUUAGCCUGUUGGAUAACAAUAUUACAAAAAAACCUAAUUAUAGGUUAUAUGUGAUUCACAAACUCAAAUCACUUCGUGUUCUGGAUUUCAAGAAAGUCAAAGCUAAGGAGAGACUAGAAGCUGAAAAUCUCUUUGCAUCUAAAGAAGCAGAAGAGGAAAUAAAGAAAGAAUCUAAAAAGACAGUUGCACCAAAAGAGGUACCAAAUGUUUCAGAAGUUGCGGAGGAAGAACAGAUGCCAAAAGUGGUUGCCCCGACACCUGAGCAAAUUCUAGCUAUCAAGGCGGCUAUUGUGAAUUCUCAGACUUUGGAAGAGGUUGCAAGACUUGAAAAGGCAUUGCAGACAGGUCAACUUCCUGCAGAUUUGAAGAUUCCUGGUGAUGAUACCAAUGCCGCUAAAGGCGGAGAUGAAAAAAAGGUUUCUGAUAUUCAAAAUGAGUCUAAUCUUGAACCAGAUAAUAUGGAUGAAGACAAGAAUGAAGAACCUGCACCCAUGGAACAGGAAUAGACUCAAUAGCAGCCAAUCAGUUGAGUGCAUUGUUGAAUGGCAACAAAGGAUUUGGGUAUCGAUUUUCGUAGUCUUAAGGAUAGUACUCAGCUCUAUUUUGUUUGGAUAUUGAGAUAUGGAUUAUAGCUCCUUUGUUGUGCUAAUGGUUUUGACAUGGUUGUGAAUGCAUCUGGCGUGGAUUUUAUUAA
Gossypium raimondii (Peruvian cotton) is the source of this 1225-nucleotide messenger RNA. Its product is annotated as U2 small nuclear ribonucleoprotein A'. Gene Ontology annotation, biological process: mRNA splicing, via spliceosome. Lineage: Eukaryota; Viridiplantae; Streptophyta; Magnoliopsida; Malvales; Malvaceae. The coding region runs from base 180 to 1037 and encodes 285 amino acids. The transcript is spliced from 8 exons. The record is from RefSeq and is a predicted model, not a curated record. Gene Ontology annotation, molecular function: protein binding; U2 snRNA binding.